This is a messenger RNA of Gallus gallus (chicken), 6086 nucleotides long. RefSeq names its product eukaryotic translation initiation factor 4E (gene EIF4E). NCBI's taxonomy places the organism in Eukaryota, Metazoa, Chordata, Aves, Galliformes, Phasianidae. The transcript has 7 exons. Gene Ontology annotation, molecular function: translation initiation factor activity; RNA 7-methylguanosine cap binding. Gene Ontology annotation, cellular component: eukaryotic translation initiation factor 4F complex; cytoplasm. Bases 16 to 942 code for a protein of 308 amino acids. The record is from RefSeq and is a predicted model, not a curated record. Gene Ontology annotation, biological process: translational initiation.
CCAGACCGAGCUAAGAUGGCGACCGUGGAACCGGUGAGUGCCUCGUUCCCGCUCGCCGCACGCCGCUCCCCCGCGCCCCGCCGCCCCCUCCUUUCCGCCCGCCGCCCCUAUUCCUUCCGCCGCCGUUCCCCGGCCGGGCCGCGCGGUGCCGGGCCGGGGGCGGGCGGGGCGGCGGGGCCGGCGCGGGGCGCACGCACGCACGCACGGCGCCGGGGGGAGGGGAGCGCGGCGCGGAGAGGCGGCGGGGCCGCGGGCCGCGGCGGCGCCCUUUGUGCCGGGCCUGGGGCGGGCGGGGGCCGCCGGGAGGAAACCACUCCCAACCCUCAACCUUCAGAAGAGGAGAAAACCGAGCCAGCGCCUACUCAGGAGGUUGCCAGCCCUGAACAGUAUAUUAAGCAUCCACUACAAAACAGAUGGGCGCUCUGGUUUUUUAAAAAUGACAAGAGCAAAACUUGGCAAGCAAAUCUUCGUCUGAUUUCCAAGUUUGAUACUGUUGAAGAUUUUUGGGCUUUAUACAACCAUAUCCAGCUCUCUAGUAAUUUAAUGCCUGGUUGUGACUACUCGCUGUUUAAGGAUGGGAUUGAACCCAUGUGGGAAGAUGAGAAAAACAAGCGAGGAGGCCGAUGGCUAAUUACACUAACCAAACAGCAGAGACGAAGUGACCUUGAUCGCUUCUGGCUAGAGACACUGCUGUGCCUUAUUGGGGAGUCAUUUGAUGACUACAGCGAUGAUGUAUGUGGUGCUGUUGUUAAUGUUAGAACUAAAGGUGAUAAAAUAGCAAUAUGGACAACUGAAUGUGAAAACAGGGAUGCUGUUACGCAUAUAGGGAGAGUAUACAAGGAAAGAUUAGGACUUCCUCCAAAGAUAGUGAUUGGUUAUCAGUCCCAUGCAGACACAGCUACUAAGAGCGGCUCCACCACUAAAAAUAGGUUUGUUGUUUAAGAAGACACCUUCUGAGUAUUCUUUCAUAGGAGACUGCGUCAAGCAAUCGAGAUUUGGGAGCUGAACCAAAGCCUCUUCAAAAGCAGAGUGGACUACAUUUAAAUUUGAUUUCCAUCUAAAUGUUGCUAAGAUUUGUGAGAAGUCUAAUUCGCCUUUGUCUUGUACUUCUGUGUUCAUUUUUUUUUCUAUUUUGGCUGAAGUAACCAUUACCAAUCAGAAUUUUAGUACACCCCCCUGAGUCAUAAAUGUUUUCCUGGCCCACUCUGUAAUAGCUUGAUAGAAACAUUACUAUUACAAAAAAACAUUUGUUUAUCCACAGUAUUCAGAAAAGUUGCAUUUCUGUACCUGCAGGAAAUUACUCUGUUUUACAUUUGCAUUGUAUGCAGUAACAUUUUGCUGGUUUGGAAAAGAGUAUGGUGCAUACAGUUUUCUAGCAAUUUUUUUAUACAGCAUCACCUUUGCUGUAACCUAUGCUGAUGGCUGCUAGAUUAAUUUAUUUGUUUUCCCUAUUUGAUAACAUUAGUGAUAUAUUGAUUUCAGUUGUUUUUGCUCAUGUAACAUUGGUGAAGAAUCUGGGAAUAUGACAAAGGUGGAAUAAACAUUAAUUUUGUGCAUUCUUUGGUAAUUUUUUGUUUUUUUAACAUCGAAGCUUUGAUACAAAUUUAUGCAUUUCAGUCAAAUUCAGUGAUCUGUUUGUGUGAUUUCCUAAUCAUAAUUGUGGAUUUUUUUUUAAUGUAACACCAUAAUUUACAUUCCUUACUAGAAAUAGUAUGUCUGUUUUUGUAUCUUAUGCUGUAUUUUAACACUUUGUAUUACUUAGGUUAUUUUGCUUUGGUUAAAAUGGCUCAAGUAGAAAAGCGGUCCCAUUCAUAUUAAGACAGUGUACAAAACUGUAAAUAAAAUGUGUACAGUGAAUUGUCUUUUAGACAACUAGAUUUGUCCUUUUAUUUCUCCAUCUGCACAGCAAGUAUUUGUACUUCUUGUGACAAGGCAGUCUCUGCUGUGGCUUCUCUUGUAGUGUCUUCCAAGAAAGAUGAGUCUGGAGCUAUGGUUUAUUGAAACUUUUACUAAAUCCAUUAGAUAGCACCCUAAAUGAAAGUGAAGUUAUAUUGAUGUGGCUACUGUUUUCUCUUAGCGAUUGGUCUAACUGAUCAUGGUUUGCACAGUUUCUCUUUUGACUUUGGUGCAUACCAGGAAAUUUGGAGGUACUUAAGAGGCCAUCUGGUCACAGUAGAAGCUCUGAAGUGAAUGGUUCUAUUAUACGUAUAUAAUUGCUGUGUGAAAUAAAAGUCAAGAGCACUAGAGAAAUGGCAACAAAACAAAUGUAUGAGGAACUAGACAGUCUGUUUUGCAUGUCUUACUGUGAAACAAAACUUUGGUCUGAAAGUUCCUGUGGGAGCUGCAGGUUAGUUUGACGUGCAGGAUUAGGGGAGAAUUUUGGAGAAGGCCACUGAGUUCAAUUCUCAUUUUGAGUACAAUACUAGAACCUUUUUUCUGUAUAAAAGUAGAGCAUACAGCAAAUCAGUGUUGUGGUGUUCUUAAUUUUUAGUCCUUUAGGAUCUUAACAGGACUAUAUAGCUCUUUAAACUUAAAGGCAGAUGUGUAUUGGUUUGUUGGUCUUGAAUUAAAUUCCUUAAAGCAAGUUUAGUCACUCACUGGUGAUGAAGCUUUAGUUGAGUUAGGCUUUUUGGUCUGCCUCUGAUUAAGUAUUUCUACAUGCGUAGGUAGACUUAAACACUUUCUUGCACAUUUUAUAAGAAAGUAGUGCAUUAGAUAAUACCAAAAAGACAUUACAUUAGCUUCUGAAUCUAUCUAAAAAGAAACACGUAGCAGGUUUCUGUAUCUCGUGACAUCUAAUGAUACUAUGCCUUCAGUAGUGGUCAUUAACUAGGAUGGGCGUUGAAGGUGGGGAGCACCAUUAGGCUGUUUGUAUGCUGGUUUCUGUAGAUUCUGGUGUUACUGUUUGCCUGCCCUGAUUCAGCAGGAUUGUAGAGCGAGAUGAGUUUGUUUUAUAGGGCCAUUCAUAGUAUAUAGUAAUCUCUACCUGUUUUCAGACUUACUACUUCAGUAGUCAUCUUUUCAAUUAAAGUAAGCUCAAAUUAAGUCUCUUUAAACCAUUUCUGUUCUGUAUCGUAACCCCCAAGAUGAGUAAAGUUUAUAAUAGCUUUGACACUUCCUAAUAAGCUAGUAUUUAUCCUAAAUAAGUAAGACUUGCAUGCAUGGAAAGGUUAAGGUGAAUCGGUUUCUUGAGUGGUAACGUUAGUGUGUUUAGGUACAUGUAAUUUGGGAGCACUGGAUCUAGGCUAAUUCUAAUUCAAAAACGUAGGUAGCACUGUCCGUCUGUGAAGAGCUUCAAGUUUAAAUUGAAUGCUCUUGUGAGAAGGAUAUAGUGUUGUUUAAUUUCACUACAAGACUGAAUUGAAUAUUGUCCAAGGUAGCUGCAUUUGCUCACCUAGGAAGGUGACUGAUGGUAUUUUCAGUGUGGUCUCAAAUUUCUGAGCCUGAGCCUACUUAAGAAGCCAACUGACUUGCACCAUAGUUUGAAAAGUUGCAGUAGGUUGAUUUGAAGCUUUUCAUUGCUGAAAUAUCAAUUGCUGUGUUUCUAGGAGACUCGAGUGAAAAUCAAAUUACAUAUUUACUUUAUCAAAUAUCUAACCUAUGCCUGUGAUUUCUUGCCAGAAAGUAAUAAGUGACCAUGAACCUCAUUCUCUCAAACUUGCCAAUUGUUUUGUGCUGCAUAAUGUUGUUAUGAUGGUGUAGUCUGUAUUCUUACAGGAUACCAUGGGAGAAACCUGAGAGCUGUCCAUUCUGUGUAUUAAUAAAACAGCCACUGCCUUACAGAACAAGAGGCAGUAGACACUUAAAUUUGUUUAAAUAACUAGUUUUGUACAAAGUAUUUAAUGUCAUUAAACUCUGACAACAGCUAACCAUUUACCUAAAUGUGUUUCAGUAAGCCUGAGAAGACUGGACAAUAAAUGUCUGAAGUGUCUAUUUUGAAGUGUUUUUAUAUGGUACAAAACCAGCAAAGCAAGGAAAGAAAAAAAAAAUGACUGUGUUCAAAGAGGUGCAUGAAUGUGCCAAGAUACAGCCUGGGAAGAGGGGAUUAAAGAUCAGGAGUACAUAUGAAUCAACAGCUUCUGGGUCUCCUGUAAGUCUUGGAAUAGGCAGUGCUUUUCAUUAUCCCUUUCUUGUCCCUUUGUAGCUUCACUGUCUUGUUUCAGACUGUCUCUAGCUCAGGAAAACUAAUUUUUUACUGAGUUGAUCAAAUUGUGGGAAUUUGUAGUCGUCUUUUUUUUUCUUAGAGCUUAAACUGAGCUUAAAACUUCUACGUAACAGAAUGAUGUCUUGUCCUACACAAAGGCUGAGAAAAAUACUCCAUGGGACCUUUAAUAAAAGCAAAAACAUUAGGUUUGAACCUAGUAAAGUGAUAUGGAUCAUCUUUGGUAUAUGUAACCAACCUUGUUUAUAAGAAGCUUUACAUUUGAGUCUGGACCUGAUGGUUUUAAAACCAGGUUUUUAAAGGACAUCCUGCACUGGCAAGAACUAAACAAUGUGGUUGAGCCUUCUGGUGAGACUCAUAGAGCUUUCAGGCUGCCUGGUCCUUAGUCUUAGAUGUUUUCCGUAUGAAUCCACUACCCUCUUAAGAACAGUCAAUGGUUUCUACAAUUUUCAGUGAGUAGCUUUUAAUUAGGUCUCACAGAGUUCUUAUGGAGAAUGCGUGCCUUCUCAUAUCCAGCAAGACGUCUUCAUUUUUGGGAACUGAGGCUGUGUGGCAAGAGUCUACUUUGCUUAGAUGACUUGUUGAUAUUCUCCACUACAGCUAUACUCUCCACAUCCCCAUCUCUCAGCUACCAGUUAUCUGAAAGUGACACCACAGUAGUCCUGACCAUUUUGUUUCAAGAGUCUAUCCCAGCCAGGUGAGCGGGAGCGCAAGCUGUGGAUCCAACCAGUCUUAGCUGUCCAAUGCAAUCUGCUAUCCAACCCACCUGCUGAACCUCCCCAUUACCAUUUCAAAGCUCCAGAAGCUGCUGAAAUUUGAAGACUUUGCAUUUUGAUCUCUACAGUGUAGCUGCUUGAACGGAAUCUCUGCCCUUUAUCUGUGGAAGUUUUGUAUUCUGCCAGAACUUGUUAGCAGGCAUCUAGCUCUGCAACAAAGCCUUUAAUAAGCACUUAAAUUCCUUUCCAUAUAAUUCCUUUCCAUGGUCAUUUCUGCUUCUGCUCAUGCCUUGUGGCUGCCUGGCAUUUUCCCAAAGGGCCACGGGAUGCCCCAUAAGCCUUCCUGUUUAGAAAUAAAGCAGAUUCUGAUGUCCAGAGAGUUAAAUGUGAAUUGUGACUGAACACGAUGAUUGUUUUGUUUCCCAGCACUUUUAGUGUGAUGCCUUAAAUGUAAAAACAACCUAGCUGAAGUCAGUCUGUUGGUAUCAGUUGUGUGCUGAACUCAGUUUUCUUAUCCCCUGCCAGUACUGAGCCCGUGACAAACUUAACACGAGUAGGUGAGGUUUAUGACUGCCUGUACUUUUCCCAUUUCUUUUUUUUUUCUAAAAUGUUUUAAACUAAAGGUGUAAAGAUUACGGAGUCCAGUCACUGCUUUUUUGGUCACUACAAUGUGUGGAAUUCCAGCUGUUGCUGACCCCCCCCCGGAUAAAGACUGUGACUUCUUUGGCAUGGUCUACUUAUGGGGUUUUCACUUCUCUUUUUUUUUUUUAGUCAUGUAUGAUAAUAAUGGAAAUGAUACUUGAAAGUAUGUGUGUGAAUAUAUCAUAUAAAAGCAAAAAUGACUCAUCUAUUUUUUCUAUUUUCCAGAGUAGAAUACCGUUAUUUCUGAAAGGUUUCUUUGGAUGACUUUCUGUAAUUAAUCUUGGGUUUUGCUUAUAGUGGAUAGUUUAGAUCUCUCUCUUUUUCCUUAUGUUUUGUCUAUUACUGUUACGUUAUCGAAGAGUUGAAGCCAACCUUACAUCUAAGGUUUGGCAUUUUUGGAACUAGAGCUGUGUUUUGUUGGAGCCUUUUCUUUCCUAUGUACAGGGUAGUUAUCUUAGUGCAUUUCACCCUGAGCCAUAUAAAUAUGCAGAAAGUUUGAUGACCAAUUUAAAGGUGGUACUUUAUUUCUGUAGCUUGAAUGAAAAUAAAGCUUCUGAGGAACUGAA